This is a messenger RNA of Oncorhynchus keta (chum salmon), 3211 nucleotides long. Its product is annotated as WD repeat-containing protein 5. NCBI's taxonomy places the organism in Eukaryota, Metazoa, Chordata, Actinopteri, Salmoniformes, Salmonidae. The record is from RefSeq and is a predicted model, not a curated record. Bases 213 to 1208 code for a protein of 331 amino acids. The transcript is spliced from 14 exons. Gene Ontology annotation, molecular function: protein binding.
CUUCACUACCACAUUCCUCGCUUGAGCUCUGGCAAAACUAAAACGAACUGGCCCUUGAUUUAUUUUCCCUUGAUCAGUUAGGGAGAAAAUAUAUUCAACCGUAUUUAUAGGCUAAAUAUAUUCGUGCAGUUGAUCAGAUUUGUGCCUAAAUGAAAAUAGUUGGCCGAGCAAUUACAGUUUAACAUCGGGCCUUACCCUCCAUCACUAUCGCCAUGGCAACAGAGGAGAAGAAACCAGAAACGGAGGCCACUAAAACAUCAUCUGCAUCUGCCAGCCAGAGCAAGUCAGCACCCGUCAAGCCUAACUACACCCUGAAAUUCACAUUAGCCGGCCACACAAAAGCAGUUUCGUCUGUCAAGUUCAGUCCCAGUGGAGAGUGGCUUGCCAGUUCAUCUGCUGACAAACUGAUCAAAAUUUGGGGAGCUUACGAUGGAAAGUUUGAGAAAACAAUAUCGGGACACAAACUUGGUAUCUCGGAUGUCGCCUGGUCCUCAGAUUCCAACCUACUUGUUUCAGCAUCUGAUGACAAGACUCUAAAGAUCUGGGACGUCAGCUCGGGUAAAUGCUUGAAGACGUUGAAAGGCCACAGCAACUAUGUCUUCUGCUGCAACUUCAACCCCCAGUCUAAUCUCAUCGUGUCUGGAUCGUUUGACGAGAGCGUGCGGAUAUGGGAUGUAAAAACUGGCAAAUGCUUGAAGACCUUGCCGGCCCACUCCGACCCCGUCUCUGCUGUCCAUUUCAACAGAGAUGGCUCACUGAUUGUGUCCAGCAGCUACGAUGGCCUCUGCCGUAUCUGGGACACUGCAUCAGGACAGUGUCUGAAAACACUAAUUGAUGAUGACAACCCCCCCGUGUCAUUUGUGAAGUUCUCACCAAACGGCAAAUACAUUCUGGCUGCCACAUUGGACAACACCCUGAAGCUUUGGGACUACAGCAAAGGAAAGUGCUUGAAAACAUACACCGGCCACAAAAACGAGAAGUACUGCAUAUUUGCUAAUUUCUCUGUCACAGGUGGAAAGUGGAUUGUCUCCGGCUCGGAGGACAACAUGGUGUACAUCUGGAACCUGCAGACCAAGGAGAUCGUACAGAAACUACAGGGUCAUACAGAUGUGGUGAUUUCUACUGCCUGCCACCCCACAGAGAACAUCAUUGCGUCUGCGGCGCUAGAAAACGACAAAACUAUCAAACUGUGGAGGAGCGACUGUUAAGCCUCUGCAUCCUGGGCAUGCUUAUUUUAUUUUUUUUAAUUUUUUUUUUACUUUUCAUUUGAGGAAAAGAGGACUUUCUGCUGAGAAAUCUGGGCCCGAAUGCUUUGAGGACUGAGCCUCAACUGGAAGAACAAAAUGAAUGCAAGUUCAGAACAUCACCACAACCACAUACCUUCCCUUCCUCCAAAACCAGAGCAAACCCCAACCAAACCACCACAACCCUCUACUUGGUCUUGCUUGUGCCCUUACAUGCUCUACCAUCUCUGCCUUACUGUUACUGUGAGCUGGAUGUUUGUGUUUCAAUUGAAAUACGAGAAUCAACUUUUGUCCUUCAUGAGGAAAGUAGUCAUAUGGUAUCUCAUGAUUUAAUCUCUGUAGGUGUCUUAGUAUUGAUACACGUUUUGAUCUUAUAUUUGACCAAUCAAGCUAGAUUGCAUUGGCCUCAAGUAAGUACUCCUAUCCCCCAUGUCAGGUGUUUUUUUUUUCCCCUUCAGAGUAAUGGACUGUUUCAUUGGUGUCUGACAUCUCACUUUGACCAACUGUAAGUCUCAUUAGAAUAUAGUAGAUUAGUAGCCAGGACCCAGAUUGGUUUGUGCUGUCUUGCCAAACAUGGAGUUGACAGGAUAGCACAGAUGGCUCUAAAACCAGGCUGAAAGAUAAGUGGUAACUGUCAUAUUUCCAAUAUUGGUAAUGAAACAGUCAGUACCAAGAGGCUUUGAAACAUUAAGUCUCAUGCAUGACAGCACCUGAGAUUGGUUUUAUGUUCUGUUUAUUAUUAUAAAGGAAUCUGUUCAAAGCUCGAAAGGUGUUGAAGGAGGGUUAAAAGGUUUUCUGUCCUCAUCAGGGGGAUUUCCAUAGCCAUGUUGGGAGUUUUCCUCCAGAGGCAUUAUAGUCUAUUUCAAGGAGUUUUGUAGUGUUAACAGCAUUUUCCUCAACCACUUCACUACAAGUCACUCAACUGACACCAGUUUCUCUAGUUUGAUAUCGACACUAUGCUCUGAAACAGCAAGCACUGCCUUGUUUUGAACUCAUUCACUUCUCCAUUUUACAAGAUGUAUUCUGAUUCUGUACAUUAGUGUUGGAGCUCAACUGAUGCUUUUUAGAAUUCACAUGGGAUGUAAAAUGGGACCGUGACCAGUCAGUGAGAUGGUUGGUGGGUUGUGAAGGAUAUCGACAAGAGCCUACAUCGAAGGUGCACUUACCUGUACUGUCAGUGCAUCUACUGGUUUCAAGUCAAUCCUGCUAUACUCAAGAAGGUAAUAAUUCAAAGUAAUGUUUGUGAAGAAAGAAAUGAAAGCUAAAGAGGCUGUUUUUCAUUUGAAUGAUUAUUUUAGAAUAUUUAAUUUGGAGAUGCUUCCAGUCCAUUGUCGUUCAGUUGGUACUAACUCCGUGUCUGGCUGUCAUUACAUUUAACACAACUUGGUGGUGAUUUCAUAGCAGUGACCAAAUACCUGUUUAUUUUGUGCUCUCCAUUCUGUACAUACUGUAUUACUACAACAUAUGUAUUGUUUGUUAGACAAGUAAUAUUUUAGCUGUCUUUCUGUAUCGUUCUCUUUAUCUUUGUCUUAACAGCUAGUAGUUCAUUCCCCAAAUGGUCAUUUUUCCUGCUCUCUCCUGUUUUCUGGAUUAUUUUAUCACUGCAGUGGUAUCAAGGGCUGCAUGAAAUUCUGUAUAUGCGUUUAGUCAAUCUGGAUUUUGUGAAUAUGUAUUUGCAUUUGACAGCUAUAACUUGUGACUUAAUAAAGAGCAUUUUUUUUUUAAAGAUGUACAAAAUGUGGUUGUCAGUGGCACUUUCUCAACAAAGUCCCUGUAACCUUUUGACUGAGGACAGUAAAUGUAAUAUCCUAUUAGGAGAGAGUACAGCACAAAGACGAGGAGCAUCAAGAAAGUUUCAUUUGAGAUUUUGUUUUAUUUUUUUCUUUCCAUGAAAGAACAUCCGAUAACAACCCACAAAGAACAGAUGCUUUUUUUCCGUCUUCCCUAAAAAUAAACAAUCUAAAAGA